AUGGUAGCUACUAACACUCACUUCUCAUACUCACCGCUCGAUACCUCACAACGUCAAUUCCGCCUGGUCCGCCUCCUUCCCGGUGGCAGCGAGAACAAGGUGAAAGCAGAACUGGCCUCGUUCUCCCUCGACGCAGAAGUCUCAUACAUCGCCCUAUCAUACCGCUGGGGUGCACCAACGCCACUCUAUAAGAUCCAGCUCAAUGGCCAACCAUUCGACAUACAGCCGAACCUUCAUGAGUUCCUGCAGUACGUCCGAGUCGACAAGAGCACGGAUUGGUACUUUAUAGAUGCCAUCUGUAUCAACCAGAACGACGCUGCUGAAAGGAGCAGCCAGGUUCGUCUCAUGGGUAAGGUCUAUAGUUCUGCCCAUUCCGUCACGGCCUGGCUGAGCGAUGCCACGGAUCGCAAGUUCCGAAGAAGAAUGGACACCUUCAUCGACACUUAUGGUACGGAUGAGAAGAUACAAGCUUCUCGAGAGGCCUUCGAGAACGAGAUCGUGGCCAUAGUCUGGUCCUGCAUCUACUGGACCCGCCUCUGGAUCAUCCAGGAGCUGGUGCUCGCCAAGCGGAUCGUGGUACAGCUCGAACACUAUCGUCUCACUUGGGUUGCGCUAGUAAGCGGUAUGCGCUCUUUCUUCGCCCGAGAAGUUGGAGAUCCGACGCUAUGGAUGACGAACGAGUGGUACCCUCUUAGCAACUCCAAUCGAAAUGCCCGGGUCAUGCUUGGGAUCAUGGAGAUCAGACGGCAACGAGCUGCAGUACUUUUACCUCAUGCGAUGAUCAUGUUUGGGCAGCAGGGUAGUGCGGUCUUGCAUGAUAAGGCUUUUGCGCUGCUUGGUAUUGCUAUCAGCUCAAUGCAGGUGGACUACGAUGCCCCAAUCUCACAGAUCUACAUUCGAGUCUUGAUCGAAGGGAUCAGACAGAUCGAGAUACAAGCCAGACAGCCGUACACCGCGACAGAUAUGCUUCGUAAAGUCGUUUGGAUGUCUGUCAUAUCUGCGACUACUGCUUUUGGUUGGACGACCAGCAACGAGACUGUCUGUCUCAUUGUUCAGGAAGUCACUUCUCGUGACGAUUUGCGGGUGAUACGCUCGCUUGGCUUCGGCGCUUCAGCAGUAUCGAGAUGGAAGUAUCCCAAAGGUCUCGGCUUUGUGUAUGAUGCUAUGGACCAGCUGGCAAGGACACCGUGGUAUUCUGAUUACAUCGAUAAAAAGCUGCAGCGGAAGCUGGAAAGACUUUCUGAGCAAAGUGAGCGGAUGCACCUGCCUGGUUGUGUGGAUGACGCUCGCACAGUCGCGGAGUGGAUUGCACUGAUUGAUGGAGUUCGGAGACAAGUCGAGACUGAUGUUGCUAGUCCUGGCUAUGCUGCGAAAGUUCGAAGUGCGCUGGUCCUGAACGAUAAUCACAGUGCUCUUGUAGAGCCGGAUAAGGUGGAAUGA
Messenger RNA from Recurvomyces mirabilis, 1440 nucleotides. RefSeq lists its product as uncharacterized. The record is from RefSeq and is a predicted model, not a curated record. The transcript has a single exon. The coding region runs from base 1 to 1440 and encodes 479 amino acids. Lineage: Eukaryota; Fungi; Ascomycota; Dothideomycetes; Mycosphaerellales; Teratosphaeriaceae.